This is a messenger RNA of Octopus sinensis (East Asian common octopus), 2690 nucleotides long. RefSeq lists its product as uncharacterized. Bases 319 to 2526 code for a protein of 735 amino acids. Gene Ontology annotation, molecular function: DNA-binding transcription factor activity; RNA polymerase II cis-regulatory region sequence-specific DNA binding. NCBI's taxonomy places the organism in Eukaryota, Metazoa, Mollusca, Cephalopoda, Octopoda, Octopodidae. The transcript is spliced from 10 exons. The record is from RefSeq and is a predicted model, not a curated record. Gene Ontology annotation, biological process: regulation of transcription by RNA polymerase II.
AAAUGGCUCGCUAGAAAGAUAAACAGAUACAAUAAGAGAGAGAGAGAGAGAGAGAGAGAGAGCGAUGGCUCGCUAGAAAGAUAAACAGUUACAAUAAGAGAGAGAGAGAGAGACAGACAGACAGAGAGCGAUGGCUCGCCAGCAAGAUAAACAGUCACUAUAAAAGAGUUACAGAAGUGAAAAACGACAGAAAGAAGCGAACAUGGCGACAUCAAAACGUAGGGGAAAAAUGUCGAAAAAGUCUAAAAUUGUCGCAAGAGUUAAAGCUUAACACAAAAGCUUUCACUUUUGCCAACGCUAUUGUAUACAUAUGCUGACAUGGCGACAGUUAAACGUAGGGAAAACAUGUCGAAAAAGUCCAAAAUAGUCGCCAGAUUUAAAGAAUCUCAUGAACACAAUAAACAAAGGAAAUUUGUUGACGAAAAUGACAAACAGUUUGAAGAAAAGACAAACGGAUCCUUAAGCUGCCAGGUCUCCUACAUGUCCCUGGAUGUUUUAGCUCAAGUUGCAGCUGAUAAGUUACGAGAUGAUGAAAAAUUACGACAGAAAUCAACAUCUAAAAAGAUUUCAAAACGCAGCAUUCAGUGCCUUGAUAUUUUAAACCUUGAGCAAAUCCAAUCACUCUCAGAUAAAACCUUGCUUAAUCUCUUCUCCGAAAUCACAUGCAACGAGAUGACUCGGAACUUUACAUAUCAGUGUUAUUUAAUACCAGAAAAGUGCCAAGAAAAAUUUACGAGUUUUGGAAAUGAAACGAAAGCAAAAAUGCACAUGAAACAACAUUUAAUCAACCAUAUCGACCAGCUAGUGUACGAAGCAAAUGAUCCAGAAAGGAAAUACCGAUUUAUAUUUACUGCUGAACCAGUUCAUGUCCGCAAAAGGAAAUUAUCUGAAGAAAAAGCUAAAAAGAAGAGAUCAACAAACUAUGUGAAUUGCAAUCCUCUCAACGGGAGUAACAUCAACUGCAGCAAGAACAUUAAAACUUUCACGAAUCUAAAAGCAACCAAAGAAAUUAGUCGAGAAAACAAGAUGCCAACCCCGAAGAGGAAUGCUGUUGAUAUGAACGGACCAGUGAGGUCGACAAGAAAAAAUAAUCUGUCUGAGAGAGAGAUAAAACAAUCAAACGAGACUGUAAAAAAUGUUAGUUCUCCCAAAAAAGUUAUGGCACAGCAUAACCUUAACAAAGAGACAAAACUUAAAAAGUCCCCUAAAUGUAAAACCAAAAGGGUUUCUUCCAAAUCUGUUCUUUUAGCGAAUGAAGAUGAAUUAAAAUUUGUAAGCCCGCAAGUUGUAGACGAAGCAGCUAAAAAUGAGGAAGGAAACAGUGCUUCUAGAAAAGACAUUGUCAAGAAGAUUGACCGAAAUAAUGAAGAAUUUAUUUUAGAUUUGUUAAAGAAUACUCACCCACACCACGAUCAUUGUUACACAACGAUAUCUGGUAAGAAAUGUCUUGUUGAGACAUGUUCUGUCUAUUCAGACAAUGAAGAGGACAAUUCCAGCAAUCACUCAGCAGACGUAGAAGACAGUUCUACAUUGGAUAGCAGACCAUUAUUGCCAAUAUUGGAAUUAGAUUUUUGCAGUGAAGAUAUACCUUCAGUGGCCUCUGAAGAGAUUGUGGACAGUUCGUUGUUGACUGAGGAUGAGGACUCUUUGGGUCAUUGCGGAUAUAAACCAUAUCCCCCUAUGCCAAAAUCAGCUUUAGCCAAAAAAGGAAAACUACAGGUGCCAGAAGAAAAUGAAUCCCUUAGUGAAGGAGAAGCUGUGGAAUAUAAUACCCCUUGCCCUAAGAAGAAGAAGAAAGAUUUUGAGAAGAAUACAGCUGCUGAAUUAGAAAGGAAAACCGCAUUACGUUGCAUCAGGGAAUUGAAAGGCCGCAAGAAAGAUGAUAAAAUUGCUCUUGCUUGUCAAAUUUGUCUCGACAAGACCUUCACAGCCAGUGCAACUCUGAUGUAUCACUAUCGUAGCCAUGCUGGAAUCAAACCAUUUGUGUGCCUUCUGUGCAGUACCACAUUUACAAGACAACACAGUCUCAACUAUCAUAUGUUAAUCCACAACAAUCAAAGCCGUUUCACUUGCAAAGACUGUGGUAGAAAAUUUCGGCAUCCAAGCCAUUUUAAGGAGCAUUUGCGACGACACACGGGAGAGACUCCGUUUGAAUGCAAAGACUGCCCACAGAAAUUCAAAACACGUAACACAUAUAAAAGACAUUUGAAAACAAGACACGGCAAGUUGCUUACUGCUGCAGGUAUUCACGUUUUAUCAAAGGAAGAAUUUCUGAAAGUUAGAACUAAACCAUACAAGAAAUAUUACACUCUAAAACACACAGAAUCUGUUAAAGAACAAUUAAUGCCUGAAUUAGGGGAUUCCCAAUUAGUGAGUCCAUGUUCUGAAUCUGUUUACAACCCAGUGCCUACAACAUCGAAUAAUGCCUCUAAUUUCACAAACACUAUUGAGAAACCAUCAACUGCUAUAAUUAAUUCUACCGACAACUCUUUCUAUAUUCCAUUUGAAAUCUCUGUUAAUUCAUGAAGGAAAUGGUUUAGAAUGUUCUUUCAGGUGUUGCCAAUGUUUCUCUCUUUGAUAAUGUUUGACCAUAAUUUGAUAGUUAUACCAUUGUGGUAUUUUCAAGAUGGUACGACUGAAGCCAAAAAUUAAGUUUCUUAAACAAAACUAAAACAAAAAAAAAGACCCUC